Plasmodium gallinaceum is the source of this 543-nucleotide messenger RNA. RefSeq names its product conserved Plasmodium protein, unknown function. Bases 1 to 543 code for a protein of 180 amino acids. The record is from RefSeq and is a predicted model, not a curated record. The transcript has a single exon. NCBI's taxonomy places the organism in Eukaryota, Apicomplexa, Aconoidasida, Haemosporida, Plasmodiidae.
AUGAAUGUUAAUUCAAAAAAUAUUGUAACUUUAUCGAUAUUUUCAUCGAUAAAUUCUUUAUAUAUAUUAUUAUAUAUUUUAAAUCAAACGUUUUUACAAAUAAUAUGUACAUUAUGUAUAAUGUUGCUUUUAUUAAGUGGUUUAGUUGUAUUUCUUAAAGUACAUAAAAUAUCAGAAUACAAGGAAGAUGAUAAAUUAGAGAUAAUAUCUAAAGAAAAAAUAGAAUAUUGUGUAAUUUAUUUAUAUGAACAAUUAAAUGAUAAAUUAACAAUUAUUAGGCAAUAUUUAUUAUGGAACAAUAGAAUGAAAAAUAUAACUGUUAUUAUUAUAAUUUAUCUUUUAGGAAAUAUUUUAUCUUUUAUAAAUUUUAAUGUUUUUUUUUAUUUAUUAACAUGGGUUAUAUUUCUUUAUAAUUAUAUAAAUGAUACAUAUAUAAAUAAUGCUUAUAAGAUGAUUCAUCCCAUUUAUGUUAAUAUUAAAGAACAAGCAAAAUAUCUAUAUGAUAAUAUACCAAAAUUACAACACUUAAAAAAGAAUAUAUAA